GUAUCGAAAAAAAGGGGGACUAUCUUCAGCGCCGUCUAGCUCGGAAAAUCACGAACCAAAGUGAACCAGUUACCAGGUGAGGUGGAUGUGUGGGAAGUUUGCGCUACACACUUUUAUUUCUAUCCUACCAUACCAUUUGAGCUAUUGGCUUGGAAUUUGGACUUUGGAGGUUAGAGCGUGUGCUAGUAACAAAGCUGGGAAAGGUGUUCGUGUUGAGAGAGAGAGAGGGAGAGAUUUAUAUUUAUCGAGGUUGCUCUCGUGCUCCUCUCCGAAACUUGACGGGACAAAUAAGUCAAACGUCAAACGGGAUACUGCCAAGAUGUCACAGGAGAUAGAUCUGUUGCAUUGUUAUCACCGUGGCUGUGGAAAGAAAUUCGAUCCGAGAGAUAACAAGGACGACGCUUGCCUUCACCAUCCGGGACAUCCGGUGUUUCACGACGCGUACAAGGGAUGGUCCUGUUGCAGCAAGAAGUGUACAGACUUUACCGAGUUCUUGAACAUCAAGGGAUGCACGAGGUCGAAGCACUCGAACGAUAAACCGCCGGAACCGGAAAAACCGCCGGUCGAUAAAAGUAAAGCUGGCGAAGUGAUACAGGUCGUCACAAAGCCUCUAAGUAACAGAGCAGCCUUAGCGAGGCCUUCCUUCGAUGCGCCACAGCUCAUGCUGUCGCCGACGAUAUCUCCCGCUCUGCUAGAAAUAGAAUUGUCUUAUCUUAAAGGGUUGACAGCUUUAGAAGCUGACAAACCGACAGACAAUACGGUACAGAUAGGUCAAACUUGUAAAAACAAUUCCUGCAAAGGGACUUAUGAGGGAAUUGCCUCUGACAAGGAGGUUUGCAAUUAUCAUCCUGGUGUGCCUAUCUUUCACGAAGGUUUGAAAUAUUGGUCUUGCUGUCAGAAAAAAACCACAGAGUUUUCUACGUUUCUGGAACAGCCAGGCUGUACGCAAGGCAGACACGUAUGGUUUUCCAAGAAUGUAGGAAAGAAGGCUCAAUGUAGGAUGGAUUGGCAUCAAACCGGAUCACACGUGGUCGUUUCUAUAUUCGCGAAAAAAUACCUGGCCAGUCAGUCUUUCAUAAAAUUAAAUCCCAUUCAUCUGACUGUAGAAUUAUUCUUUGUAGAAGAAAAUUCGAGAUAUAAUCUUGAUAUAGAAUUGAGAGGGAUUGUCAACGUCGAGCAAAGUAGUGUACAUAUGCUGCCAACCAAAGUAGAAAUUAAAUUGAAGAAGGCUGACAUUGGUUCCUGGUCGAAAUUGGAUGUUCCCAGAGAUGCAGAACCAAAAGACCUUGAAAGUAAUGAAAAUUCGGCGAAUCUCAAUUCGCAAAUUGAAGCUGUGGAUCUUAGUGACCUUUAAAUACUAACGAUCUUUAAUUAUAAAAAAAAAACGUACAAUUAAAUCUAUAAAAUUGUAAUCAUUUUCUAUUUUGAAAUGAUUUAUUCGAGUUUAUAAAAGAGAAGAGAGUUUUAAGAGUACACAAGACGUGUUGUGUGCUGACCGUUUUCGUUACAGUAAUCUUAGCGCGAUGGCAAUACGAUGGAAGUGUAUUCAAUUUUCUUUGUUUUAAAUUAGAAAAGUCCAAGCUGUGAGUGUGUAUGAAAUAUUGAUAUUUUUUUAUAAAGUUUACUUCUUUUUCCAUCUCCUGAAAGAAAAGAUAGAUUUAGUGUUAA
Temnothorax curvispinosus is the source of this 1668-nucleotide messenger RNA. RefSeq names its product cysteine and histidine-rich domain-containing protein (gene mora). The record is from RefSeq and is a predicted model, not a curated record. The transcript is spliced from 4 exons. The coding region runs from base 86 to 1354 and encodes 422 amino acids. Lineage: Eukaryota; Metazoa; Arthropoda; Insecta; Hymenoptera; Formicidae.